Messenger RNA from Durotheca rogersii, 2517 nucleotides. Its product is annotated as major facilitator superfamily domain-containing protein. The coding region runs from base 422 to 2116 and encodes 564 amino acids. Lineage: Eukaryota; Fungi; Ascomycota; Sordariomycetes; Xylariales; Xylariaceae. The record is from RefSeq and is a predicted model, not a curated record. Gene Ontology annotation, biological process: transmembrane transport. Gene Ontology annotation, molecular function: transmembrane transporter activity. The transcript is spliced from 8 exons.
AGCAGAUAGCCCACACUGAAUAACCCAUCCCUGGCAAGACCAGAUGGCAAACGGACGGGACGCCCGAUUUCUAAGCGGUAAUUGUCUAGCGUCUAGAGGCUAUCUACGUGCCUCGAUAGCAAGGGGUUUUGCAGCCGACCUACAUGGGUUUCAUAAGUAUUGGGCCUCACUGCGUUUGACACUAGAGACUUCUCCCCCUACACGCCACACAGUAGUCGUCUAUCAACGACUAUUUCUUGAGCUAUAGGAAGUGCCGCAUCCUUUGCUUCCUUUUUUUCUUUCUUUUUUUCUCUUUCGUGUCUUCUUCCCAUUAUCCUAGUCGGCUGCCCAACCUAGCAUCUCUGGUGCCUCGAGAGCCUCGAGCGACGCUGCGAACACACCAAAACAACACGCGCGCACGUCGUCCCCCCGAGAAACGGCAAUGUCUUCAGCGACUUCGACCAUAGAAAAGGCCGUAGAGGCGGGCGUCUCGGACCGGACGCCCACCGGCAGCGGCCUCUUCGAUUCGAAAGCAGAAGCAGGCGUGCCCGCCGGCACCACCGUGGCCGAGACCGAGGCUGAUCCGUCUCCGCGCAAAAUCCACGGCAUCAUCUGGGCUCUAGUCGUCAUCUCGAUCCUAUCCAGUAUCUUCCUCUACUCUCUCGACAACACCAUCGUCGCCGAUGUAACACCGGCCGUCGUCAACACGUUCGCGGACAGCUUCAAGCUGCCGUGGCUCUCCGUCGGCUUCCAACUCGGCGGCACGGCCUUCGUGUUCCCCUUCGGCAAGCUCUACGGCCUGUAUGACGCGAAAUGGCUCUACAUCCUCUCCUCGAUCAUCUUCAACGUCGGGUCCGCCGUGUGCGGCGCCGCCCCCAACAUGGACGCCCUCAUCGUCGGCCGAGUCCUCGCCGGCAUGGGCGGCAACGGCAUGUACCUGGGCGUCAUGACCCUCCUCUCAGUCAAUACGUCCGACCGUGAGCGGCCCGGAUAUCUAAGCUUCGUCGGUCUGGUUUGGGGUAUCGGCACGGUCCUGGGCCCCGUCGUGGGCGGCGCCUUCGUCGAGAGCCCGGCUACGUGGCGUUGGGCAUUCUACAUCAACCUCUGCGUCGCGGGGCUCUUCGCGCCGGUCUACCUGUUCUGGAUCCCGUCCUUCAAGCCCCGGCCCGAGACCAAGUUCCUGCCGCUGCUCCGAGAGUUCGACGUGGUCGGCGCCGUGCUCGUCGUCGCCCUCCUGAUGACGCUCAUCAUGGGCAUCAAUUUCGGCGGGACCCUGUACGCGUGGAACAGCGGCUCGAUCAUCGCCCUCUUCGUCGUCUUCGCCGUCAUCGCCAUCUCGUUCGCGGUCCAGCAGACCUUCAGCAUCUUCACCAGCGAGAAGAACCGCAUGUUCCCCGUCCAUUUCCUGCGCAACUGGAACGCCGUCCUCCUCUUUCUCUGCGCCGCAGCCAUCAACACCGCCGGUUUCAUCCCGAUCUAUUAUAUCCCCCUCUACUUCCAGCUGACCCGGGGCGACUCGGCCAUCGAAGCGGCCGUCCGGCUGCUCCCGCUAAUCAUUAUCCUCAGCGCAGCCAUUCUCGCCAACGGGCAUCUUAUGUCCCGUCUUAGCUACUUCCAGCCCUGGUACAUUAUAGGGAGCGCAUUGGCUUUGGUUGGUGGUGUCUUGCUAUCGCUCAUCGAGGCCGACACGCCCCAAGCUCAGAUUUACGGUUUUGAGGUAUUGGUCGGGAUCGGCUCGGGUUGUCUCAUUCAGGCCGGUUAUGCCGUUAUCCAGGCCGUGGUUGAUCCAGCCGACAUGGCAUACGCCAUCAGCUACAUGAUGAUGGGGCAACUCAGUGGUAUCGGAAUCGGCUUGUCCAUUUCCGGCGCCGUCUUCCUCAACGAGGCGAUUCAAAACUUGCGCGCUCUGUUCCCCGACGCUCCGUACGAACAGAUCCAGCUUGUCCUGGCCGGAACCAGCAGUGGCUACUUCAGCUCGCUCACCCCCGAACUUCAGGGACUGGCCACGAAUAUCAUCGUCGUCGCGCUGCGAAAAGUCUUUAUCCCGGUCUAUGUGGGCGGAGCUCUCGCGUUGGUAUUGUCUGUCUGCUUCACGCAACGGAAAAUGUUCGGAGAUAUAGUCGCCAUCGCUGCUUGAAUGAAUGUAAGAUGCUACCACUUCGAAGGACGGUGCUAGUCGCAUGGCGGGGGUGGCUUGAUUGAUUUCCCUCCCAGGAUCCUGCAUAUCGAGCACGGAGUUAGGUGGUCUAUUAUCACUGCGCAUACAUGUGAGGAUAUCAAUCAAAAGUCGUGCCGUAUUUCGAAACUUCAUGGUUACUUUUAUUACAAUUUAAUUCCCUUGUGGCUUCUGCUCGUUCUGUCUUUCGUGUCACUGCGAUCGCAGACUCGCGAGGAAAGCAGUGCUAUUUUGGAGGAAACAUCCCUAUACAAAUCUCCCACUUCUUUCUCUGGCCAGUGGCUCGGCUGGUCUAAUCAUCAGAUGCUGAGCCGGCUGGAAAGUAACCGACAACUUAUUUAAAUGUAUAUAAUAUCACUCAG